This is a messenger RNA of Strongylocentrotus purpuratus (purple sea urchin), 6951 nucleotides long. RefSeq names its product WD repeat-containing protein 7 (gene wdr7). Lineage: Eukaryota; Metazoa; Echinodermata; Echinoidea; Camarodonta; Strongylocentrotidae. Bases 161 to 4624 code for a protein of 1487 amino acids. Gene Ontology annotation, molecular function: protein binding. The transcript has 25 exons. The record is from RefSeq and is a predicted model, not a curated record. Gene Ontology annotation, cellular component: cytoplasm.
CUAUAGGCCUAUUGAGUAUUGUGUAUGACUGAGAUCUUGACAUUUAACGCUCGUCAUACCAGUAUGAAGACAACAUUUGAGAGGGUGAACGAUCGUAGAUUUAGAGUAUAGAACCUGCUCAUAGAUUAUCAAAUGGUGAGAGGAUCCCGACCCGUUCAAUAUGACUUCAAGCGGGUUGGUCGUUCCCAUCGUAUUGUGGGGCAAGACAGCCCCUACUCACUGCAUAUCGGCCAUUUUGGUGACCAGCGAUCAGCAGACCAUUAUCACAGGGUGUCACGAUGGUCAGGUCAUCCUGUGGGACCUCAAUGAUAACAUGAAGGUGGUACCACGGAAUAUGCUUUUUGGGCACUCCUCUUCCAUCACGUGUUUGGCCAGAGCCAAUGAAAAUUGGGAAUCUGCAAACUUUGUCAGUGCUGCAGAAAAUGGUGAAAUUUUCCUGUGGGAUGUUUCUGAUGGCAGAUGUAUAGAACAAACCAAGGUCCCAGGAGUUCACCUCACAAUGCAUCCUUACCAAGUAACACAGGGUUCAAGCAGAGAAUGGCGUAUCAUCUGUCAGGGAUACUAUCCUGAUAUUCAUGUCCUUGAUGCUGGUAGUUUAGAACUUCUCUACACCCUCUCCUCUAAGGUAGCUCCCGAUUGGAUCUCUGCCCUCUGCGUCACUCGCCCCCUCAAACGACAAGAGGAUGUCGUGAUAGGGAUUUCUACAUCAGGAAUGCUGAAGGUUUGGAACCUGACUGGCAAUGAUAAGCAGGACAGUGAGCCAAAAAAUGAGGAGGAAUGUAAGCAGCUCAGAUGCAGGAAUGCCAGGUCUCUAGCUGUAUGCGCUUUCACUCUCAGAACAGUGCUCGUUGUGUGUAGUAAACAAUGGCAGAUUUGUGAUGCGGGCGAUUUCUCCCAGCUAUGCGUCCAGUACUGUGAGAAGGGUCAGCAUUGGUCUGGUGGUGAUUUCAUUGCUGCUGACCGCGUCCUGGUAUGGAGUAACCAAGGCAAAGGUUACCUCUAUCAGCUACCAUCCAACUGCAUCCCUGAGAGUGAUGAUUUCCGAAGUAACAUCGGUCAGAACCAGAACAUUCCUAGCGCCAAACCCUUUCUCUACUGUAUCCUUGAAGCACCCAUGCACAAGAAUAUACAUUCUUCUACUCAGCCACUCUCUUGCUCUCCUGCAAUGACGUUCUUCUACGGUCGACGUGGCCCAUUCUACAAGCUGUUUGCAUGUGGGGAUUCCUCAGGAAGGGUUACUGUGUGGAAGGUACCCGAGGUAUCGGACAAAGAGCUCAGCUAUCUCAAACAAGAAGAGUUUGAUACACUACCAGUGAUGCCCCCAACAGCAAGCAACAGCCUCAAAUCAACGUGGGAAUCUUGUAGUCCCAAACCUAGCGGUAUCAUAGACCAACUGAAUGUAUCCAGUGAUGGUACACAGGAGAAACAGCUUGUGGUAACGUCCAGUGUGUACAUCCCUAGUCAGGGUUGGAUAGUAUGCGGAAGACAAGAUGGCAGCAUCGCAAUCGUACCGGCCGUACAGACGGCCAUCGCACAGCUACUCGAAGGUCCUCAUACUGCACGGAGAGGCUGGCCGCCCCAUCGGAUCCUACGAGGUCACCAAGGCAAGGUGACCUGCCUGAUGUACCCCCAUCAGGAGAAUAGCCGCUAUGACCCCUCCUACUUGGUGUCGGGCGGAGUGGACUUCACCAUCACCCUCUGGGAUAUAUUCGCUGGUAGCAUGAUGCAUACCUUCUGUGUCCAUGGAGGAGAACUCACAAGGAUUGUCAUCCCACCUGCAUCAUGCAAUGCUCGAGUGCUGACAUGCGUUUGCACCGUAGCCAGCGAUCACUCGGUGGCUCUGCUGAGCCUACGAGAUAGGAAGUGCAUGCUUCUGGCCAGUCGACACCUGUUCCCCAUCAGGCACAUUAAGUGGCGACCGGCAGAAGACUUCCUCAUUGUUGGACUGGAAGACAACAGCGUGUUUGUCUGGCAGAUGGAGACAGGUCACUUGGACAGAGUAGCUGAAGGUAGUACUGCAGAAGACAUGCUUGAGGCUUGUGAUGCUGUAGGAGAGACAACAGAGAUGAUGCUGACUCCAGCCCAAAGCAUCGCCCAGGCCUUCCGUCGUCGCUCCCUGACGGCCAUUAGGAACGCAGCCCACCGUACCCUCCUUGCUGCUGCCCAAGGCUCCAUGCUCAAUGUAGCUAGCGGAGGAGACAUAGCAGACAAGGACCCCAAUCAUGCCCUCACCAUCCAGGCCAUCAAGUCCAACGUCAAAGAUCCAGACUUUCAUGUGCUGUUCUUCGAUGCUGAGAACCUCAUUGUCCAGCUCUUGACAGACAAGAACCUGAUCCCAGGGAUUAUCAACAAGGGCGCGCAGGGGGAGCUGGCAAAGAUGGCUGCCCACGCUGCCAAGGCAGGAUCAGGACAAUCACCAAAGCUGUCUCAAAAGUUUGUUGGUUUCAUCUCAGAGCAGAUCAAGAAGCAAAUAGGGGACAGCGACUCAGAUUCAGAUGAGCUGGGUCCAUUGCGUCCGCCAAGGGCAUCGCAGUCUAAGGGUGGAGCCAAGCGCAGGGGACCUAAGCAUUUGACCCUGGACUCUAAUCACCUCACACUAGACAUUGCACAACUCUUCAUGUCUUGCCUCCAUGCUUGGGGCUUGGACCCAUCUUUGGAUGAGAUUUGCAAAGAUAAGCUGGGGCUGCUGAAGCCGUUCUGCCCAGUUUCGUUUGGUCUGCUGUCCCAUGGUGCCCACAUGUCUCUCAUGCUUCCUGGAUGGCACCAUUUGAUGGCACAGGAAGUCACUCCAGCUCACUCACCAGACCCCAGUACAAUGUCUGCCAAAGAAGCCCUGGAACUCAAGAAGAGAAGCCAGCAGGAGCUACAAUCUAUUGCUAAUGAGGCACCCAAGCCUGGCUACCUAGGUCAUUGGGAGUUAUCACGGGCAGUCACCACUCAGCAUCUUCUCUCAGUCAUCUCAGUGGCUAACACCCUCAUGGGAAUGAACAAUGCAAGCUUCGUCAUGCUCUCACACCUACGCAAAGCCAAGCCAAAGAGAUCCUCCAGCAAGGGCAAAGAUUCAACAGAUAAUGGAACUGAUGAUUUAGCAGACCUCACUCCAGAACAAGCACAAAUCAAACAAGGAUGGAGUCUUUUGGCUGCCUUGCACUGUGUUUUGCUACCUGACCUGCUAGGCAGUGUUCAUUACAAACCUCCAUACUUGGAGAUGCUGGCAAGGAGAUGGCAAGAUAGAUGUCUAGAGGUGAGAGCAGCUAGUCAAGCAUUGCUGCUGGCAGAGCUCCAGCGCAUUGGCACAGACGGGAGGGAAGAAGUGAUCAACCAGUGGGCACCCCACCUCCCGCACUACGUGGACUCGUCCGUCAGUCUAACUGCCCCUGUGCAGAGUGGGCAGAGUCCAUUAGCAGGAGGAGGGGUGGUCAGGGAUGGUCACUUUGAUACAGGGAGCAGUGAUAGCUCAGAGAUGGAGAAUGAAGAGGAAAUCCUUUCUGGUGAUUCUCCGAUUAGGAAAGUCUCCUCAUCGUUUGAGUCGCGUAGGAAGCAAGCUACAGCCAUCGUAAUGCUGGGUGUGAUUGGAGCUCAGUUUGGUGCUGAGAUCCAACCCAGCCGACAGAGGGCGCCAAGCAAUACUAGCAAUCGACCUAUCCAGCAGGGCUUCGGUCUGAGCGACUACUCCCUGGCAAGACAUACAGCUCAAGCCCUUGCAUUCCUGCUGUUGCAACCGCCCAGUGUGAAGCUCCCUGCCCACACCCCCAUCCGUAGGGCAGGGAUUGACCUGAUGGGAAGGGGUUUUACCGUCUGGGAACCCUUCAUUGAUGUAUCAGCUGUCCUGCUUGGACUCCUAGAGUUAUGUUGUGACCCUACCCUAUACUCUGCGUGUAUUUACAGUGGUCUCCCAAUCACCCCAGCCGCCGACUCCUGCCGUAGCGCCCACCACGCCCUGUCUCUGAUCGCCACAGCCCGCCCAGCAACCUUCAUCACCACCAUGGCCAAGGAGGUGGCUCGUCACCAGGCAUUGGCUUCCAAUGCCCAGGUCCCGGCCAGCGUGCUCAACACUAGCCCGCUGCAGAAGGCCAAGGCUGAGAUCCUACGCAUCGUCGAGCUCCUCAUUGAGAAGAUGCAGAAUGACGUCUCGGAUCUACUUGUGGAGGUUGUGGACAUUGUGGUGUUCUCGCUGGACACUAAUCAGGUGAAGUCCAAGGGGUUGAUGGAGGUGUUCCCGUCCAUCUGCCGCUUCAACAUGCUGAGCUACUGUCACAGCAGCAAGAGGCUGGCCGUGGGUGCCAAGACUGGAGCUAUCACCAUGCAUGAUCUCAAGAGUGGCAAAACACAGGUAUUGUCUGGUCACCAGACAGCUGUGACCGCCCUAUCCUUCUCAACCGAUGGCAAGCACCUGGCAUCCUAUUCGUUUGGUGACACAAAGCUCUGCUUCUGGCAGUCUGGAGCAUCACUGCUGGGAGGGAUGAUCAGUUCAUCAACCAAGUGUGUCAAGUGCUAUAUGACCAAACCCUUCAACUGUACCUCCACCGCUAACCAGCUUAGACAGGUCUCGGUCACCUGGCCACACAGCAAGGCCAUCAUCCUGAGAUACCUGGAUGGCACCAUGGAUAAGUUCUCACUCUAGAAUCAUAAUGUUCUUAAAGACUACUUGGACAGAUCUCUGUCACAUGGCUACAUAGCAAGGCUAUCAUUCUGAGAUACCUGGAUGGCACCAUGGAUAAGUUCUCACUCUAGAAUCAUAACGUUCUUAAAGACUACUCGGACAGAUCUCUGUCACCUGGCCACACAGCAAGGCCAUCAUUCUGAGAUACCUGGAUGGCACCAUGGAUAAGUUCUCACUCUAGAAUCAUAACGUUCUUAAAGACUACUUGGACAGAUCUCUGUCACAUGGCUACAUAGCAAGGCUAUCAUUCUGAGAUACCUGGAUGGCACCAUGGAUAAGUUCACACUCUAGAAUCAUAAUGUUCUUAAAGACUACUCGGACAGAUCUCUGUCACAUGGCUACAUAGCAAGGCUAUCAUUCUGAGAUACCUGGAUGGCACCAUGGAUAAGUUCACACUCUAGAAUCAUAAUGUUCUUAAAGACUACUUGGACAGAUCUCUGUCACAUGGCUACAUAGCAAGGCCAUCAUUCUGAGAUACCUGGAUGGCACCAUGGAUAAGUUCACACUCUUAAUUACGACGUUCUGAACAUAAUAACAUGAGGACUUAUUAUCAUGAGGCUAUGUAACAGUUUUGCAGAAGAAGUCAUUGUAGAUUACUCAUUUGUAAUAUUAGAAGUCAACUCCUCUCUAUUCGUUGAGAAAUUUGUGAAUAUUCCGUCGCAUCCAUGUAGAGUGUAAUUAUGUUAUACAUUGUAUACUGCAGACAUUCCUCCCCCCCCCCCCCCCCCCCCAUCUUCAUUCCUUAUGUAUGCAUAUCAUAAAUGUUUGUUGUUAUGUAUACCGGUAUUGAUGUCAAACUUCACCAAAAACGCUUCAUCUAAAUUUCGCUGAAGAGGAUUAAAUAUCAUGAUCCAUGAUAUAAAUGGAUGGAGUUAUCAUACAGCGCAUUUUUCCAUAAAAAAAGGUCUAAAUAUGCUUCAUCAUGAAUCUCGUUGUGAAUUAUUCUGGUAACUAUAUAUUUCAUGACUCCCAGGAAAGCUUAUUAGGUAGAUUGUAUCUGUUACCCCACUGUCAAUAAUGGACAAUAAUGGAUGGUUAUAUUGUAAUCAUAGCUGCAUAUGUUAUUGCAAAGAUACUGAUUUUAUGUCUUGAUGUUCAUAUCCUCCUCAGUAUUAGCAUCAAUCCAAAGGGUUAGGAUGUUUUAUGGAUAAACAUAUUCAAAAAGUGGAUUUCACAUUGUUGACAAAGUUAUCCAAUAUGAUUUUGUAGAGGAUUGCAUCGCGGACAACUUUUAUAUGAUCUGCUUUUUGUGUUAAAAAAACAAGGUAUUUCAUGACUUUCCAGUCAAUUAUACAUUAAAUGUUAUUCAUUAUUAAUGACUUUAGUGAUAUAUAUAUAUAUAUAAACUCUAAUAACAAGUAAACCCUGUGGAGUAACCUUUUUUCCUUAUGAUGUUUUUAAUCAAAAAUGAUAUAGCUCCCUCUGCAGUCAACUGAAUGUCAGUCAGAGAGUCAGUAUUUUAGUAAUGGUGGUGAUGUAUUACAUUCUUUCUUAAGAAAGGUUCAUCAAAGUGUAAAACUGAGCUUCUGGAAUGUUAUAGAGUUAAGGAAUUGUCAAGAAAGAGGAAUAAAUGUAGAAUUUGGUGUAGGAUUAUGAAUAAUUUUUAAUUUUUUUUAAAUACAUGUACUAUUUUGUUGAUCGGUAACAUUGUGGACUGUAUUUAAAAAUAUUCUUUAUAGAUCUGUUCCUCAAAUUAUCAUACAACUCAAGCUUUUAUUAAUCAUUUGCCAAAUACUGCAUUAUAUUUACCAUAUGUAAAUCAUGCUAGUCAUAAAUAUGCUCAUUGAUUUUGAAUUUAACCUUCUUUCAAACAGGUGAAAUAUUAUGCUGUUAUGGGGUAUCCACAGUGCUGAUAUAAUGUAUUUACUUGGUAUUAAGAUAAAGAAAUGUAGCUUUAAUAUAUAUAUAUAUAUAUAUAUAUAUAUAUAUAUAUAUAUAUAUACGUAACAAGUAAGAACAUUAGCAUCGAUUGGACUUCUGAAGAAAAACAAAUGAAAGAGAGAAACAGUAUCUUUGUGUUUAUAUCCUUAAUUACACACUUCAAUAUUCAUAUGUCUAAUGAUAUAAAACAAGCAGUACUUGAGUUUAUUUGGUUGAUUACUAAUCAAGGAUUAGUUUUAUGUCUUGGACAGUGGAAGGAAUAUAAAUCUUUUGUCUUAGCUAUCAUUGUUUAUUAUGGGAAAACCAUUAACAUAUAGUGCAAUUUUGUAUUGAAGAUGUACAUGUGAAUGUUGUGUAUAUGAAAAGUAUAUUAAUAAAUGUACAGUGCUAUAUAUUACCCUCCAAAA